AGUGUUACUUACAUUAAAAUAUUAAUAUGUCUUUUUGUUUGUCCACAGUGAUGCAUUUCGAGUGUUAUGGCAACGUUGCAGUAACGUACUGACAGUUAACUAAGAAUUCAAAAUGGCGGAAGCGGAGGGAGGAGCAAGCGAGCAAGAUGAUGUUUCAUUCUUGCGUACGGAAGACAUGGUGUGCCUGUCAUGCACGGCGACUGGCGAGAGAGUGUGUUUGGCGGCCGAGGGGUUCGGUAACCGACACUGUUUCCUCGAGAACAUCGCCGAUAAGAACAUACCGCCAGACCUAUCACAAUGUGUGUUUGUAAUCGAACAGGCUUUAUCAGUAAGAGCUUUGCAAGAGUUGGUGACGGCUGCAGGGUCUGAAACUGGUAAAGGCACCGGUUCUGGUCAUCGUACCCUGUUGUACGGCAAUGCUAUCCUACUGCGACAUCUCAACAGUGACAUGUACCUGGCCUGUCUGUCGACGUCUUCAUCUCAGGACAAGCUGGCCUUUGACGUGGGUCUACAAGAGCAUUCUCAGGGUGAGGCCUGCUGGUGGACGCUGCACCCUGCCAGCAAACAGAGAUCAGAGGGUGAGAAAGUCCGAGUCGGUGAUGACUUGAUUCUGGUAUCCGUGGCUACUGAAAGAUACUUGCACACCACAAAAGAAAACGAAGUAUCGAUAGUGAACGCUUCAUUCCACGUGACUCACUGGUCAGUGCAACCGUACGGUACUGGCAUCUCUCGCAUGAAGUACGUGGGAUAUGUCUUCGGAGGUGAUGUCCUGAGGUUCUUCCACGGAGGAGACGAGUGUCUAACCAUACCCAGUACGUGGACUAAAGAUGGGGGACAGAAUAUUGUGGUCUACGAAGGCGGUUCCGUGAUGUCACAAGCUCGUUCACUAUGGCGCUUAGAGCUGGCUCGCACCAAGUGGGCAGGAGGCUUCAUCAACUGGUACCAUCCAAUGAGGAUCCGACACAUCACCACUGGCAGAUACCUCGGAGUCAAUGACCAGAAUGAGCUGUAUUUAGUUAGCAGAGAGGAAGCCACUACAGCAUCCUGCGCGUUCUGCCUCCGCCAAGAGAAGGAUGAUCAGAAACAGGUGUUGGAAGACAAGGACCUGGAAGUUAUAGGCGCUCCCAUCAUCAAGUAUGGUGACUCCACUGUCAUUGUACAGCACUCGGAGACUGGGUUGUGGCUCUCUUAUAAGUCAUAUGAGACAAAGAAGAAAGGAGUAGGCAAAGUAGAAGAGAAGCAGGCGAUCCUACACGAGGAAGGCAAGAUGGACGACGGACUGGACUUCUCAAGGUCACAAGAGGAGGAGUCCAGGACUGCUAGAGUCAUUAGGAAGUGUUCGUCUCUGUUCACCAAGUUUAUCAAUGGUCUGGAAACUCUGCAAGAGAACCGUCGUCAUUCGAUGUUCUUCGCGUCAGUCAAUCUUGGAGAGAUGGUGAUGUGCCUCGAGGAUCUGAUCAACUACUUCGCUCAGCCAGAUGAGGAUAUGGAGCACGAAGAAAAACAGAACAAAUUCCGCGCGCUCCGAAACCGUCAGGAUCUGUUCCAAGAGGAAGGUAUCCUCAACUUGAUCCUCGAAGCCAUCGACAAGAUCAACGUCAUCACAUCACAGGGCUUCUUGGCUGGGUUCCUGGCGGGAGACGAGUCUGGGCAGAGCUGGGAGAUGAUCUCAGGGUACCUGUAUCAAUUGCUUGCGGCCAUAAUAAAGGGCAACCACACGAACUGCGCUCAGUUCGCCAACUCGAACCGCUUGAACUGGUUGUUCUCCCGGCUCGGGUCGCAGGCGUCGGGCGAGGGGACCGGCAUGUUGGACGUACUACACUGCGUGCUCAUUGACUCGCCUGAAGCCUUGAAUAUGAUGAGGGAUGAACACAUAAAAGUAAUUAUCUCCCUCCUUGAGAAGCACGGUCGUGAUCCGAAAGUACUAGAUGUCCUAUGUUCACUCUGCGUCGGUAACGGGGUGGCCGUCCGUUCGUCACAGAACAAUAUCUGCGACUAUUUACUGCCGGGCAAGAACUUGCUCUUACAGACUGCCUUAGUAGACCAUGUGUCCAGUGUUCGUCCAAAUAUCUUCGUGGGACGUGUAGAAGGGUCGGCAGUGUAUCGUAAAUGGUACUUUGAAGUGACCAUGGAUCAUAUCGAGAAGACCACACAUAUGAUGCCGCAUCUUAGAAUCGGAUGGGCUAAUACUACUGGCUACGUACCCUACCCUGGUGGUGGUGAGAAGUGGGGAGGUAACGGUGUGGGAGAUGAUCUAUACUCGUAUGGUUUCGAUGGAGCGUACCUCUGGUCUGGUGGCAGAAAGACGCAGGUUAACAGGACCCACGCUGAGGAACCUUAUAUUAGGAAAGGUGAUGUCAUCGGCUGCGCUUUAGACCUGACAGUGCCUAUCAUCAACUUCAUGUUCAACGGCGUGAGAGUGACAGGCUCCUUCACGAACUUCAACCUGGAGGGCAUGUUCUUCCCUGUCAUCAGCUGUUCGAGCAAGCUAAGUUGUCGUUUCCUCCUGGGAGGCGAGCACGGUCGGCUCCGUUACGCGGCCCCGGAGGGGUACUCUCCCCUGGUGGAGUCGCUCCUCCCUCAACAGAUCCUCAGCCUGGAGCCAUGCUUCUACUUCGGGAACUUGUCCAAGCGAGCUCUGGCUGGUCCACCGCUAGUACAGGAUGAUACAGCUUUCGUGCCAACUCCUGUUGAUACGCUGCAGAUACCAUUACCUUCAUACGUGGAACAGAUCAGAGACAAGCUAGCUGAAAACAUUCACGAAAUGUGGGCCAUGAACAAGAUCGAAGCAGGUUGGAUGUACGGAGAUCAGCGCGACGACUUGCACAAGAUCCACCCCUGCCUGGUGCCCUUCGAGCGCCUGCCUCCCGCCGAGAAGAGAUACGACAUACAACUUGCUGUGCAAACACUCAAGACAAUCCUGGCCCUAGGCUACUACAUCAGCUUAGACAAGCCGCCGGCGCGCAUACGCAACGUUCGUCUGCCGAACGAACCGUUCAUGCAGUCAAACGGCUACAAGCCAGCACCCCUGGACCUGAGUGCUGUCACCCUGACACCCAAGAUGGACGAGCUCGUGGACCAGCUCGCUGAGAACACUCACAAUCUAUGGGCCAGGGAGAGGAUCCAGCAGGGCUGGACAUAUGGACUUAAUGAGGACCCCGACAUGCACCGCUCUCCCCACCUGGUGCCCUACCCGAAGGUAGACGAUGCUAUAAAGAAGGCCAACAGAGAUACUGCCUCGGAGACUGUGAGGACUUUACUCGUCUAUGGAUACAACCUGGACCCACCCACUGGAGAACAGCAUGAAGCCCUCUUGUUAGAAGCAUCAAAACAGAAGCAAGCAGAGUUCAGAACGUACAGAGCUGAGAAGAACUAUGCGGUCGGCUCCGGAAAGUGGUACUUUGAGUUCGAGAUCCUUACAGCUGGGCCGAUGAGGGUGGGUUGGGCCCAUGCUGACAUGGCUCCGGGCAUGAUGCUAGGACAAGACGAAAACUCCUGGGCAUUUGAUGGAUACAAUGAGGAAAAAGUGUUCAGCGGUAGCACAGAAUCGUUCGGCAAGCAAUGGUCUGUGGGAGACGUAGUCGGCGUGUUCCUAGAUCUCAUUGAUAAGACGAUAAGUUUCUCUCUGAACGGAGAGCUGUUGAUGGACGCUCUCGGUGGAGAGACCACAUUCGCUGAUGUUCAGGGCGAUAACUUCGUGCCAGCUUGCACUUUGGGAGUGGGACAGAAAGCUAGGUUAACAUACGGUCAAGAUGUGAACACCCUGAAAUAUUUCACGACAUGCGGUCUUCAGGAGGGCUAUGAGCCAUUCUGUGUCAACAUGAAACGCGACGUGACACACUGGUACACGAAGGACCAGCCCAUCUUCGAGAACACGGACGAGAUGAUCGACACCAGGAUUGAUGUUACUAGGAUACCUGCUGGAUCUGACACGCCACCUUGCUUGAAAAUAUCUCACAACACAUUCGAGACUAUGGAGAAAGCGAACUGGGAGUUCCUGCGACUGUCGCUACCAGUCAUCUGCCACAACGAGUUUAUAGAUGAGGCAGAAAAAGCCAGGCGCUGGGUGGAAAUCAAGGAACGCCAGCAGAUUCUCAUGAAGGAGGCGGUGGAAGCUCAGAUGCCUGCUCACAUCGACCAGAUCAUGAGGAGUGGCUUCACCAUGAACGAUAUUAAAGGUUUGCACUACGAGGACAAUCAGGAAGAGGUCCCAAGUUCGAAGGUCAAGCGGCAACCGUCGAGACCUCCACGUAAGGGUUCGAUGACCAGAGGCGUGUCUAUACAAAAUUACAAUAAUUUACAACCAGGUCAAGUAAACGGUAUGCAUCGGUCGACCAGUGAGGCUGAGAUGGCUAAAUACGAGUUGGGUGCACAAAACUUGAGCCCUGAUGAUAAGAAGGAUAAACGUGGACGGUCACCUUUCAAGUUCUUCAGAAGCAAACGAGGUGAAAGUAGCGACCGUGCCAAGAGCCGUAAGUCCAAGACACCAGAUCCAUUCAGUGACACCGAAGUAUCCCCUGAACGUGGACCUCGAAGACCAAACCCUCAAAUCAAAGUGUCGCAGGCGAAUCAAAGAUAUAACGGCAUGAACGCGCGCCCUAGUCGGGCCAACUUGUAUGGAAGCCAAGUUGGUCUCAACUCCAACGCUCAGAUGGCGACGCCUACGCAAGACAGGAAACAAAUGACUACGAGCACUCUUGCGCAGUCCACGACGGAAACUGUUGGCAAUGAGAUCUUCGACGCUGAGUGCUUGAAGCUCAUCAAUGAAUACUUUUAUGGAGUUAGGAUAUUCCCCGGUCAAGAUCCGACACAUGUGUACAUAGGUUGGGUGACGACUCAGUACCAUCUUCACUCCAAGGACUUCAACCAGAGCAAGGUGACCAAGUCAUCGGUUAUCAUCACCGAUGAUUACGACAGAGUUGUCGAAAAUGUAAACCGUCAAUCCUGCUACAUGGUGCGUGCUGACGAGCUGUACAACGAGGUGAUGGCUGAAGCCACAGCUAAGGGAGCGUCCCAAGGCAUGUUCAUUGGGUGCUCCGUGGACACCUCUACUGGCACUGUCUCCUUUACUUGUGAGGGAAAGGAUACUAGCUUUAAAUUCAAGAUGGAACCAGAAACGAAGCUGUUCCCAGCAAUCUUCGUGGAGGCCACGUCGAAGGAGAUCCUCCAGAUAGAGCUGGGCAGGUCUACCACCAGCCUGCCUCUGUCGGCCGCAGUGCUCCCGACCAGUGACAAGCACGUCAUCCCCCAGUUCCCCCCCAGGUUGAAAGUGCAGUGCUUGAAGCCACAUCAGUGGGCAAGAGUACCGAACCAAUCUUUACAAGUACACGCUCUCAAGUUGUCAGACAUCCGCGGUUGGUCCAUGCUGUGUGAGGAUGCAGUGUCUAUGCUAGCUUUGCAUAUACCAGAGGAAGACCGUUGCAUAGACAUUCUAGAACUAAUAGAAAUGGACAAACUUCUAAGUUUCCACUCACACACACUCACUUUGUAUGCCGCAUUGUGUUACCAGAGUAAUUAUAGGGCUGCGCACGCGCUGUGCACGCACGUGGACCAGAAGCAGUUGCUGUACGCGAUCCAGUCGCAGUACAUGUCGGGCCCGCUGCGGCAGGGCUUCUACGACCUACUCAUCGCGCUGCAUCUCGAGUCGCACGCCACCACCAUGGAGGCGUGUAAGAAUGAGUUCGUGAUCCCGCUGGGCCCGGAGCUGAAGGCGCUGUACGAGGAGCCCGACAUGGGACACAGUCUGCGCUCGCUGCAGACUGAGAGCGUUAGGCCGCAGAUGAAGAUGACUGAUAUAGCUGAAAGCAUAACAGACAUUAGCAACCUAUACUCCCCGUACUUCCCGCUGGAGGUGGUCCGUGAGUUCGUGAUGCAAGCUCUGGCGGAGGCCGUGGAGACCAACCAGGUUCAUAACAGGGAUCCUGUAGGAGGCAGCAAUGAAAACCUGUUCCUGCCAUUGAUAAAGCUAGUAGACCGACUACUCUUAGUCGGAAUGAUGCGCGAUGAAGAUGUUGAGAAGCUGCUCAUUAUGACCAACCCUGAAACGUGGGACCCUUCGUUUGACAAAGAAGGUAAAGACGAACACCGCAAAGGUCUGCUUCACAUGAAAAUGGCUGAAGGCGCAAAGUUACAGAUGUGUUACCUACUACAACAUCUGAACGACAUACAACUGAGACACAGGGUCGAAGCUAUCAUUGCGUUUGCGCAUGACUUCGUUGGAGAUCUACAGACUGAUCAGUUGAGACGUUACACAGAGAUCAAGCAGUCAGACCUGCCUAGCGCGGUAGCAGCUAAGAAGACGAGAGAGUUCCGUUGCCCACCCAGAGAACAAAUGAACGCAAUCUUGAGUUUCAAGCACUUGGAAGAAGAAGACAAAGAGAACUGUCCGUGUGGAGAGGAACUGAUCGCCAGGAUGAACGAGUUCCACGAGAGUCUGAUGGCACAUGUGUCGCUUAAUGCUUUACAGGAACCGGAUGGCACGGAGAACCAAGAACCUGAGGCGAAACCAGGUGCCUUUGGCAAGUUGUACAACAUUAUUAACACUGUGAAGGAACUCGAAGAAGAACCCAAGGCCAUCGAUGAGCCACCAAAGAAGACCCCAGAAGAGAAAUUCCGUAAGGUCUUAAUCCAGACCAUCGUCAACUGGGCUGAGGAGUCGCAGAUUGAAACUCCCAAACUGGUCAGGGAAAUGUUCAGUCUCCUAGUCCGUCAGUACGACGCAGUGGGCGAGUUGAUCCGUGCCCUGGAGAAGACAUACGUCAUCAAUGCGAAGACCAAGCUGGACGUGGCAGAGAUGUGGGUCGGACUCAGUCAGAUUCGAGCUCUUCUACCUGUACAGAUGAGUCAAGAGGAGGAGGAACUUAUGAGGAAGAGGCUUUGGAAACUCGUCAACAACCACACGUUCUUCCAACAUCCAGACUUGAUAAGAGUGCUCCGCGUGCACGAGAACGUGAUGGCGGUGAUGAUGAACACGCUGGGCCGCCGCGCGCAGGCGCAGUCCGACGCGCAGCCCGCCUCGCCGCCCGUCGCAGAGGACAACAAGGAGAAGGACACAUCCCACGAGAUGGUAGUCGCCUGUUGUCGCUUCCUCUGCUACUUCUGUCGUACGGGGCGACAGAACCAGAAGGCAAUGUUCGAUCACUUCGACUUCCUGCUGGAGAACUCCAACAUCUUGCUGUCCAGACCCUCGUUGAGAGGUUCCACGCCUCUAGACGUGGCGUAUUCCAGUUUGAUGGAGAAUACUGAGCUGGCUUUGGCUUUGAGAGAGCACUACCUAGAAAAGAUAGCAGUGUACCUGUCUCGCUGUGGACUGCAGAGUAACUCGGAGCUCGUCGAGAAAGGAUAUCCGGACCUUGGGUGGGAUCCAGUCGAGGGCGAACGUUAUCUGGACUUCUUACGAUUCUGUGUCUGGGUUAACGGUGAAAGCGUAGAAGAGAAUGCGAACUUAGUGAUCCGUCUUCUGAUCCGUCGUCCUGAGUGUUUGGGUCCCGCCCUCAGAGGAGAGGGUGAGGGUCUACUGAAGGCCAUCGUAGACGCUAAUAAAAUGAGUGAGAGGAUCGCCGACAGGAGGAAACUGAGGGAGAUGGAACAAGAAGGGGAUAUUAAUUUCAGUCACCCGCUCCCCGAGUCCGACGAGGACGAGGACUACAUCGACACUGGAGCCGCCAUACUUAACUUCUACUGCACUCUAGUGGACUUGCUGGGGCGGUGCGCGCCUGAUGCAGGGGUUAUUGCACUGGGCAAGAACGAGUCCCUCCGAGCCCGCGCCAUCCUCCGUUCCCUGGUACCCCUGGAGGACCUGCAGGGAGUGCUCAGUCUGAGGUUCACGCUCAACAACCCCGCUGCGGGAGAGGAGAGACCUAAAUCUGACAUGCCGUCAGGGCUGAUCCCCGGCCACAAGCAGAGCGUGGGUCUGUUCCUGGAGCGAGUGUACGGCAUCGAGACCCAGGAGCUGUUCUACAAGUUGUUGGAGGAAGCGUUCCUGCCUGACCUCAGGGCUGCUACCAUGCUGGAUAGGAACGACGGCUGCGAGUCCGACAUGGCCCUCUCAAUGAACCGCUACAUCGGCAACUCCAUCCUGCCUCUACUGAUCAAACACGCCUACUUCUACAACGAGGCCGAGAACUACGCCAGUCUCUUGGACGCCACGCUACAUACUGUUUAUAGGUUAUCAAAGAACCGCAUGUUAACCAAGGGCCAACGUGAGGCGGUGUCAGACUUCCUGGUCGCCCUAACAUCGGCCAUGCAGCCUUCUAUGUUGUUGAAACUGUUGAGGAAACUGACAGUGGAUGUGUCCAAACUGUCUGAGUACACGACUGUCGCUCUUAGGCUUUUAACCCUACACUACGAGCGUUGUGCCAAGUACUACGGUAGUACAGGAGCCGGCCAGGGUGUGUACGGAGCAUCAUCAGACGAGGAGAAGAGGCUCACUAUGAUGCUGUUCUCAAACAUCUUCGAUUCCCUCAGCAAGAUGGACUAUGAGCCUGAACUCUUUGGGAAGGCGUUGCCUUGUUUGAUUGCUAUUGGAUGCGCUUUACCACCCGAUUAUUCGCUUUCCAAGAACUAUGACGAUGAAUUCUACGGCAAAGAGCAAGUGGCUGGUGACCUAGACAAUCCUCAAUACGAUCCUCAGCCGAUCAACACAUCAUCAGUAGCCCUCAACAACGACUUAAACACAAUAGUCCAGAAGUUCUCUGAACAUUACCACGAUGCCUGGGCUUCUAGGAAGAUCGAGAACGGAUGGGUCUACGGAGAAGGAUGGUCUGAUAGCCAGAAGACGCAUCCACGACUGAAACCGUAUAAUAUGCUUAAUGACUACGAAAAGGAGCGUUACAAGGAACCAGUUCGUGAAUCUUUGAAAGCCCUUCUAGCCAUCGGAUGGUCAGUGGAACAUUCAGAAGUGGACAUACCAAGCACAAACCGCAGUUCCAUGAGAAGGCAAUCCAAGUCGGGAGGCACGGACUCAGCAACUCCCUUCAAUUACAACCCGCACCCAGUAGACAUGACUAACUUGACGCUAUCAAGAGAGAUGCAGAAUAUGGCAGAAAGACUGGCUGAUAAUGCCCACGAUAUCUGGGCUAAGAAGAAGAAAGAAGAACUUGUUACUAAUGGAGGAGGCAUCCACCCACAACUCGUACCCUACGAUCUCUUAACAGACAAAGAGAAGAAGAAGGACAGAGAGAGAUCACAAGAGUUCCUCAAAUAUUUACAAUACCAAGGUUACAAACUACACAGGCCAAGCAAGGCACCACAGAGUGAUACGGAACAGACCACUACGGGCGUAGCAAUAGAACUCAGAUUCGCUUACUCGUUACUGGAGAAGUUGAUCCAGUACAUAGAUAGAGCUACCAUCAAUAUGAAGCUCUUGAAACCUUCUACUACAUUCAGUAGGAGAACUAGUUUUAAAACUAGUACGAGGGAUAUUAAGUUCUUUUCUAAGGUGGUGCUGCCUCUGAUGGAGAAGUACUUCUCAACGCAUAGGAACUACUUCAUAGCAGUAGCUACUGCUACCAAUAAUGUGGGUGCUGCCAGUUUGAAGGAGAAAGAGAUGGUUGCAGCUCUAUUCUGUAAACUGGCCAGUUUACUUAGAUCUAGACUCGCAGCGUUCGGUCCUGAUGUCCGCAUCACCGUCCGUUGUCUCCAAGUGCUGGUCAAGGGCAUUGACGCCAAGUCUCUGGUGAAGAACUGCCCCGAGUUCAUCAGGACGUCCAUGUUGACCUUCUUCAAUAAUGUUGCUGAUGAUGUAGGGCAUACCAUCAUGAAUCUUCAGGAUGGUAAAUACGCACAUCUCCGAGGUACACACUUGAAGACAUCCACGUCACUUGGCUACAUUAACGGAGUUCUACUACCAAUACUGACGGCCAAGUUUGAUCACUUGGCCAACUGCGAGUACGGAGCUGACCUACUAUUGGAUGAGAUCCAAGUGGCGUCAUACAAGAUGCUGGGUUCACUGUACGCGUUGGGCACUGACGCGUCCCUCACACACGACAGAAAAUACCUCAAGACUGAAAUCGAGAGACAUAAACCUGCUUUGGGUUCGUGCCUCGGUGCGUUCAGCUCGACAUUCCCCGUGGCGUUUUUGGAGCCUCACUUGAACAAACACAAUCAGUUCUCCUUGCUGAACAGGAUCGCUGACCACUCUUUGGAGGCUCAAGAUAUAAUGCAGAAAAUGGAACAAUGCAUGCCGACACUAGAAACGAUCUUAGGUGAAGUGGACCAGUUCGUGGAGUCUGAUAAGACUUACAACGAAGCUCCUCAUAUUAUUGAUGUGGUGUUGCCUUUACUCUGCUCUUAUUUGCCGUUCUGGUGGGCACAGGGACCUGAUAACGUUACUCCUACUGGAGGCAACCACGUUACAAUGGUGACAGCAGAACAUAUGAACCAACUUCUAAAGAACGUUCUGAAGCUCAUCAAGAAGAACAUAGGCAAUGAGAACGCUCCAUGGAUGACUCGCAUAGCUACCUAUACCCAACAGAUCAUCAUCAACAGUUCAGAGGAACUCCUCAGGGACUCCUUCCUUCCUCUCGCUGAGAGGGUCCGAAAGAGGACCGAUAAUAUGUUCCAUAAGGAGGAGAGCUUGAGAGGAUUUAUAAAGUCAUCAACUGACGAUACAUCUCAAGUAGAAUCUCAAAUCCAAGAAGACUGGCAGCUGUUGGUUCGUGACAUAUAUUCCUUCUACCCACUGCUCAUCAAAUAUGUAGACUUACAAAGAAACCACUGGCUCAGGAACAACGUGCCAGAGGCAGAAGAGCUUUACAACCACGUUGCUGAAAUUUUCAACAUCUGGUCCAAGAGUCAGUACUUCUUGAAAGAGGAGCAGAACUUCAUAUCUGCUAAUGAGAUCGAUAACAUGGUACUGAUCAUGCCAACAGCAACUAGAAGGGUAACAGCAGUUGUAGACGGUACUCCACAAGCCGGUGGCAAGAAAAAGAAGAAGCACCGCGAUAAGAAGCGUGAUAAAGACAAAGAAGUCCAAGCUUCUCUAAUGGUGGCCUGUCUCAAAAGACUUCUGCCAGUAGGACUGAACCUCUUCGCAGGUAGAGAGCAGGAACUGGUACAGCAUUGCAAAGACAGGUUCCUGAAGAAAAUGUCCGAACAAGAUGUAGCUGAAUUUGCGAAAACACAAUUGACAUUGCCUGAUAAAAUUGACCCAGCUGAUGAAAUGUCUUGGCAACAUUACUUGUAUAGCAAACUUGGUUCUAAGAGUAAAACGAAUAUCACUGUUGAGACUGCUGAGAAUAAAGCUAAAAUAAUUGAUGACACCGUGGAAAGGAUUGUUGCUAUGAGCAAAGUGCUGUUUGGAUUACAUAUGAUUGACCAUCCCCAACAAAUGAGUAAGAAUGUCUACCGUUCAGUGGUGUCUAUACAACGUAAGCGAGCUGUCAUCGCUUGCUUCAGACAGACGUCGCUACAUUCUCUGCCGAGACAUCGAGCGUGUAAUAUAUUCGCUCGAACAUAUUACGAGCUGUGGCUGGAAGAAGAGAACGUUGGCCAAGAAGUCAUGAUUGAAGAUCUUACGCAAUCGUUCGAAGACGCGGAGCUGAAGAAGAGCGACGGUGAGGAGGAGGGAGAGAAGCCUGAUCCUCUGACACAGCUGGUCACCACCUUCUGCAGGGGAGCCAUGACUGAGAGAUCUGGAGCGUUACAGGAGGAUCCACUCUACAUGUCUUACGCACAUAUCAUAGCAAAGUCCUGUGGAGAAGAAGAGGAAGAAGGGGGCGGGGAAGAAGAAGAGGGCGGGGGUGAGGCUGAGGCAGAAGAUGAGGGCAGAGCCAGUAUACAUAAAACUAUGGAUAUGUUUAUGGAACAAGAAAUGGAAAAACAGAAGUUACUCUUCCAUCAAGCUCGUCUAGCGAACAGGGGUGUGGCAGAGAUGGUGCUCCUCCAUAUAUCGGCGUCCAAGGGGCUACCUAGCGAGAUGGUGAUGAAGACUCUACAGCUGGGAAUCUCUAUACUUAGGGGAGGCAAUAUUGAUAUACAGAUGGGUAUGCUGAACCAUCUGAAAGACAAGAAAGACGUCGGAUUCUUCACUUCGAUAGCUGGUCUCAUGAACUCCUGCUCCGUGCUCGAUCUGGACGCCUUCGAGAGGAAUACUAAGGCUGAAGGUCUGGGAGUGGGCCUGGAAGGCGCGGCGGGUGAGAAGAACAUGCACGACGCGGAGUUCACGUGCGCACUGUUCCGGUUCAUACAACUUACUUGUGAAGGACACAACUUGGACUGGCAGAACUACCUCAGAACGCAGGCUGGUAACACGACGACAGUGAACGUCGUCAUCUGUACCGUCGACUACCUGCUGCGGCUACAGGAGUCCAUCAUGGACUUCUACUGGCAUUACUCCAGCAAGGAAUUAAUCGAUCCAGCUGGCAAGGCGAACUUCUUCAAGGCGAUAGGUGUCGCGUCCCAGGUGUUCAACACUCUCACUGAGGUCAUCCAGGGACCUUGUACACAGAACCAACAGGCUCUGGCACAUUCUAGGUUAUGGGACGCAGUUGGUGGUUUCCUUUUCCUAUUCUCCCACAUGCAGGACAAGUUGUCCAAGCACUCGUCCCAGGUGGACCUGCUGAAGGAACUCCUCAACCUGCAGAAGGAUAUGAUCACCAUGAUGCUGUCUAUGCUGGAAGGAAACGUUGUUAACGGCACUAUCGGUAAGCAGAUGGUGGACACCCUGGUAGAAUCUGCGUCCAACGUGGAGUUAAUCCUCAAAUACUUCGACAUGUUUCUGAAACUGAAGGACCUGACAUCUAGCGCCAGCUUCCAGGAGAUUGAUGCUAAUAAUGAUGGAUGGGUGCUGCCCAAGGACUUUAAGGAGAAGAUGGAACAGCAGAAGAGUUAUACACCGGAAGAAAUCGAGUUCCUCCUAGCAUGCUGUGAGACGAACCACGAUGGGAAACUGGACUACAUCGGCUUCUGCGACCGGUUCCAUGAACCCGCCAAGGAAAUCGGGUUCAACUUGGCUGUACUGCUCACGAACUUGUCUGAACAUAUGCCUAAUGAACCUAGGUUGGCCCGUUUCCUAGAGACAGCUGGUUCUGUCUUGAACUACUUCGAGCCAUUCCUCGGUCGCAUCGAGAUCAUGGGCGGGUCCAAGCGGAUAGAGCGGGUCUACUUCGAGAUCAAGGAGUCUAACAUCGAACAGUGGGAGAAACCACAGAUUAAGGAAUCGAAACGCGCAUUCUUCUACAGCAUAGUAACAGAAGGAGGAGACAAGGAGAAGUUGGAGGCCUUCGUCAACUUCUGCGAGGACGCCAUCUUUGAAAUGACUCACGCGUCCGGACUCAUGGCCGCGUCCGAGGAGUCUGUCGGAGGAACCAAGAAUAGGGAGGCCAGCUACAUGUAUAUGGGAGAUGAUGACGAUGAGAGAUCCGGCAAAGAUCCAUUCCGUCGUGGUCUCCAAUCAGUAAAAGACGGCAUCUACACAGCAUUCUCAUCCUUAUCCCCAUCGAACAUAAAGGCGAAAAUCGCAGAUCUCCAACAAAUGCCGCCAGCAGAACUAGCAGUGGGCUUCUUCAAAAUGUUCUUCCUAUUAUUCUAUUACUUGGGCUAUGGAAUGCUCGUCGUGAUCAGGUACAUAUUCGGCGUCCUUCUCGGUCUGAUGAGAGGUCCACAGACGGACGAACCGCCGCCCGAACCGACGGAGGAGGAGAAAAUCGGUUCUCGACAUCUACCAGCGUUACCACCAGCUGACGACACUGGGCAAAUGCAGGUCUCCGCAUUCGGACUGGAUAUCACUAAAGAAGACAAUGGACAGAUACAGGUAAAACCGCACGAGUCACCGAGCACAUCAACGCCAUCUUCCGGCGAGGAGGCUGAAGUAUCUCCUGAUGAGAACGCCGACCAUCCUGAAGAACAGAGACCACCGUCUCUCAUUGACCUACUUGGAGGAGAACAAGCAAAGAAGCAGGCUCAAGAACGUAUGGAAGCGCAGGCUGCCCAACAAGCCGCUAUGUCCGCCAUUGAAGCUGAGAGCAAAAAGGCAGUCCAAGGUCCGGCUCCAUCAGCGUUAUCACAAGUCGAUCUGUCCCAGUACACCAGGCGUGCUGUCUCCUUCUUGGCUCGAAACUUCUAUAAUUUGAAAUACGUCGCCCUCGUCUUGGCUUUCUGUAUCAACUUUGUACUGCUGUUCUAUAAGGUGUCUACGUUGGACGCGGAAGGUGGCGAGGGUUCUGGUCUGGGCGAUAUCAUCGCUGGAUCUGGAUCGGGCUCGGGAUCUGGAAGUGGAGAUGGUGGUAGCGGUGAAUCAGGUGAAGACGACGAUGCUUUAGAAGUGGUUCAUAUAGACGAGGACUUCUUUUACAUGGAGCAUGUCAUCAAAGUGGCCGCCGUACUGCACUCCAUCGUGUCGCUGGCUAUACUCAUUGGGUAUUACCAUCUUAAGGUGCCACUGGCUAUCUUCAAGCGUGAGAAGGAGAUCGCUCGUAAGCUGGAGUUUGAUGGUCUUUACAUCGCUGAGCAACCAGAGGACGACGACCUCAAGAGCCACUGGGAUAAACUCGUUAUAUCUGCCAAAUCGUUCCCGGUGAACUAUUGGGAUAAGUUCGUGAAGAAGAAGGUUCGUGCCAAGUACUCAGAGACUUAUGACUUCGAUUCCAUAUCCAACAUGCUGGGCAUGGAGAAGACUUCCUUCUCUGCUCAAGAAGAAGAAGGCAGCAAGGGACUGAUUCAUUACAUAAUCAAUAUAGACUGGCGUUACCAAGUGUGGAAGGCGGGAGUGACGAUCACAGACAACUCCUUCCUCUAUUCUCUAUGGUACUUCUCAUUCUCCGUGAUGGGCAACUUCAACAACUUCUUCUUCGCGGCUCAUCUACUAGAUGUCGCUGUUGGAUUCAAAACUUUGAGAACCAUUCUACAGUCCGUCACGCAUAAUGGAAAACAGCUGGUCCUGACGGUGAUGCUGCUUACCAUCAUAGUGUAUAUCUACACCGUGAUAGCGUUCAACUUCUUCCGCAAGUUCUACGUGCAGGAGGAGGACGACGAGGUCAAUAGGAACUGCCAUGAUAUGCUUACGUGCUUCGUUUUCAACCUGUACAAAGGCGUGCGAGCGGGCGGCGGUAUAGGUGACGAGCUGGAGCCGCCCGAUGGAGACGACUCCGAGGUCUACCGCAUCAUAUUCGACAUCACAUUCUUCUUCUUCAUCAUCGUCAUCCUGCUGGCUAUUCUGCAGGGUUUGAUCAUCGACGCGUUCGGUGAGCUGCGUGACCAGUUGGAGUCGGUGAAGGAAGACAUGGAGUCCAACUGCUUCAUAUGUGGCAUUAAUAAAGACUAUUUUGAUAAAGUGCCGCACGGGUUCGACACUCACGUCCAGAGAGAGCAUAAUCUAGCGAACUACAUGUUCUUCCUUAUGCAUCUCAUUAAUAAGCCCGAUACGGAAUAUACAGGUCAAGAAACGUAUGUAUGGAAUAUGUACACGCAACGAUGCUGGGACUUCUUCCCUGUCGGAGACUGCUUCAGGAAACAGUAUGAAGAUCUAAUGGGAGAAUAGACAACUACACCAUAAACAAUAUCGCUUAAACGUAGCAAUUUCAAAUUUAUUGCUCAAACUGAACACCAAUGAAUUGAAAUAAUCUAUUGCAAGUUUCUUACACGUCAAUACAAUAAU
This is a messenger RNA of Spodoptera littoralis (African cotton leafworm), 15595 nucleotides long. NCBI's taxonomy places the organism in Eukaryota, Metazoa, Arthropoda, Insecta, Lepidoptera, Noctuidae. The record is from the annotation of a GenBank genome assembly.